Messenger RNA from Corythoichthys intestinalis (scribbled pipefish), 2088 nucleotides. RefSeq names its product URI1 prefoldin like chaperone (gene uri1). The coding region runs from base 300 to 1763 and encodes 487 amino acids. The record is from RefSeq and is a predicted model, not a curated record. Gene Ontology annotation, biological process: negative regulation of transcription by RNA polymerase II; negative regulation of phosphatase activity. Gene Ontology annotation, molecular function: phosphatase inhibitor activity; transcription corepressor activity; chromatin binding. The transcript is spliced from 11 exons. Lineage: Eukaryota; Metazoa; Chordata; Actinopteri; Syngnathiformes; Syngnathidae.
AUUCAGUGUAGUUCCGUUUGUGGCGCAGACACCGAGGAGGAUAUCUUUUCCCUGGGACAUCUUCAAACAUUUUCAUUUUUGUGAGGGAAUGAUGCAGGGAUCCUGAAAUGCGAGUGUGAGAUGUUAUUGCUUCCGAAAGUGUGGAUAAUUACCGCUGCCACGUUGAUGACUUCAACUAAAGUGGGUCCUAGGAGAAGCUCCUGCUGCAUUCAUAAACACUUCUUUAGGACUCACAACAACCCCUGAGCUUUGUUUGUAGCUCAACAAAAGUACCCUCUAAAUUUUGCUGUGUCGUUUGGAUGAUAAAGACCGAGCCGACUCCGAUCAAUAUGGAGGAUCCAGGUGGAGUUUUCAGGCUCCGAGAGGAGCAUGAAAAGGUGGUGAAGGACUGCAAACGUCGGAUUCAGCAUUGGGAAAAGGUCUCCGGUGAUUACGAAGCCCUGAAAGAACGCCUCGAAACGCUGCCGGAUAGGCUGUCUUAUGACAUCAUGGUGCCGUUCGGCCCGAUGGCCUUCAUGCCUGGGAAGCUGGUACAUUGUAACGAGGUCACCGUGCUGCUUGGCGACAACUGGUUUGCUAAGUGCUCCACCAAGCAGGCUGAAAAAAUCGUCGACCACAGGCUGAAGUAUGUGAAGAAUGAACUGUGUGGUCUGUCCAAGACGAUGACGAACUUUGAAUCGAGAGUAAAAAUGGUGAAAGACUUGGAAAAUAUCGUAAAUGAAAAAGGGGACUAUGUCGACAUCAGAGAGGUGAUUGGAAACAAUGAUGACACCCUCACAAAAGGAAAGCGUCGAAUGGCUCACAGGCCAAAUUCUAAACCCAAAUUGGAAACGGUGUUGGAUUUGGAAGAAGAAUCCGAAGGCAGUGGCAGCGCCCAACAAAACGGAAGCACUCGGAGUGUCAUGACCCAGGAGGAGUUAUGGGCUCGACUGGAUGAAUUGGAGAAAAUCGAGGAACUCCAAAAUGAGCGGGACAGCUUGUCUGAUAACGUCGCCAGCGAAGACACAUCCUCCUCUUCCUCGGAGGAGCAGAACGAAAGCGACUCCCCUCCUCCGGAGAACGGACAUGCCGUGAAACCCCAAGAUAUCACGCCCCCCAGUGGAGAAGCCAAAGAAGAAUACGACGAUGAGCACUACAAUCUGCCGACCAUUUAUUUUUCCCACACGGUCGAACCCAAGAAGGUCAGAAUCAACACCAGUAAAAACACCACUUUAAAGUUCAGCGAACGGAAAGAACAGAAGGACCACUCAAAAAAGAAAAAGAGAAACGGUCAUCAUAACGGACACGCUCAUCACGAAGUUCAUAAAAUCCAAACGCCUGUUGACAUCUACAGGUUGUUUGUGGACGUUAAGGACGGAGAACCCGUCCCCAAAAAGUCCAUCUUGAAGUCGCGCAGCCGCGAGAAUAGCGUGUGCAGCGACACGAGCGAGAGCAGCGCCGCCGACCUAGACGAGCGGCGGCUGACCGCGCGCAGUUUUAGCCACGACGAGAGCGCGCCGAGCGACAACAGCGACAGCCUGACGGAGGAGGACGGCGCCAAGGGAAUGCCGUCGCAUCCCGGCAGACAGUUUGAGGCCUUCUCGGGUACAGUGGUAGAAAAAGACCCAAUGCCCUCUUCGGUUCCGUUACUUACCAUCGGUCCUCCGGCGCUGCCGACCAUCAUUGAGUGGAAGCAGGAGGACAUAGCACCCGACGCGGAUGUUCCUCAGGCCCCUGUAAAACGGGUUUCCAAGUUCAAAGCUGCCAGGAUGCAGCACAAAUAACACGGUGGGAUUUUUUUUUUUCUGUGCAGAACGCAAAUGAUCUCGACUAAAACAACAACCCGGUGUCUGUCGGUAUAAAGGUUAGCCAACUUCUAAAAUGUGGGUUCUCUCUUUAUCUCUUGCUAUUUGGUUCGCUUCAUGCUCUUAAUUGUUUUGUAGUACUGUAAGCUUUGCCUCUUAGCCUGAUUUUUAUAAAUCACGUGCCCUUGAGAUUACCUUUUUCCUAAUUCAAAAUUUUGUGUAUGUUUACCUUUGGUUGUACCGCCCUUUAAGUUGAAACAAAAAUGAAAAGAACAAUAAAUGAUUUUGCUUACAAGUCAAACAA